Molecule: messenger RNA, 420 nt
Organism: Rodentolepis nana
Lineage: Eukaryota; Metazoa; Platyhelminthes; Cestoda; Cyclophyllidea; Hymenolepididae
Source: the annotation of a GenBank genome assembly
UCUUUGGCUUUCCGUCACAUUAGGGCUGGACAUCGAAUCAGGUGGGUCUUCUCCAUUUCAGAGCUGGACAUCGAAUCAGGUGGGUCUUCUCCAUUUCCUCAUGUAGGUUACAAAGAGGGCAUGUGGGUUGUGUGUAUACUCCCCAUCUGUGAAGAGGUUUUGCCAAACAAUCGUGUCCGUCGGCGCCAGUCGGGUAUGUUGAGAGUGCCACUGUCCACUGUUUCUCCUUUGUUCGAGCUUCUAGCAACGGCUUCGAUUCCUGGCCAGUCGGUUAUAUCGGAGAGUGCCAACUGUUCGAUUCUUAGCCAGUCGGCUAUUUCGGAGAGUGCCACUGUCCACUAUUUCUCCCUUGUUCGAGCUUUGAGUUCGUUGCACCUUGAGGUCUUGAAUUCUCUUCCAGUCGGCUAUGUCGGAGAGUGA